AUGCGUCUUCACCUUUUGACACCCCUCUUCUUCGCUGCGAGUGCUUUGGCACUCCCUGAUCCCCUUCUAUAUGCCAGGAAAACAUGUGGAUCUUGGUUUAGUCCUCAAGAUGGACAUCAAGUCGCACUGGGCACGAAGCAAACUUUGGCUGAGGAGAAAACGAUCUAUCAGACCUUGAAGGAUGACGAAAACUUUUCUCGUUUGGUUAAAGCAAUCGACUUGAGUGACAGGGUGGUAUCACUCCUCGACGACUCCACUGCCGGCAUCACAUUCUUCGCAGUGCCGAACAAAGGUUUGCCUCGUCCGCGCCGACCUCGCCACGACGAAAUUGCUGGAAAUGUCGCAACUGAUGAUGGCGUCGCUCGCAAUUUGGGCGAACUUGUUUUGCAAGUUGAAGAACUUGAAAGCUCUCCGUUGGACGAUGACGAGAAGGAACACCGUAAAAAGGUCAUUGCUAGGAUCGUUCGCGGCAUUUUGGCUUAUCACAUACUCCCGGAGAAAACCCCGUAUCCUAAGUUGUUGGAGUAUUCCACUUUCCAAACCAAUCUCACGCUCAAGGAUGGAUCUCUUGAUUACGAGCCCUUGCGGAUAUCUGUCCAAUCUAGGAAUACUCCCCCGCGCGUGCAGGUUAACAUCGUUUCUGAAAUCAUCAGACCAGAUGUUGCAGCUAAGAAUGGUGUCAUCCAUGUCAUAACUCUCCCCUUACUUCCUCCUCCUUCUGUCUUCCAAGAACUUUUCCUUGUUCCGUCGGCCUUCUCUUUUGUGACUUCGGCGCUUCAACGUGUAGGAUUGACUGGUGCUUUAGAGCGUCGGUACACCCCAGGACACGGCGAUAAAGAAGGUGUAGUAGAAGGAAAUCCAGCUCUUACAUUCUUCGCUCCCACGUCCAAGUCGUUCGAGAGGUUGCCGAAGAAGUUGCAGUUCUACUUAUUCUCGCCCUUUGGAGAAAGAGCUUUGAAAAAAAUACUGCAGUACCAUAUUGUGCUGAACUAUGUUCAUAAUGCGACUUCAGAAAAAGACGUGAGCGGUCUUCUUGCAGAGAUGCUCGAAGAACACCCAGAGAUCGAUAUGGACACGUGUGGAGCUUGGGGAGAUCUAUUCGAACAUGCAGACGGUUAUGUCAACCCUGACGGUAUCUCUCGCAGGUCUGAGAUGGAUUCUGGGUUGCACGCCCCCCCUCCAUUACCUCACAAACCGGCUCCCGUUUACUCGUAUGAAACGAAGUUGCCCACGUUCUUGGAAGACCACCCUAUUCAUGUAAAAAUCGAGAAAUACAAGAUUAACAUUCCUAUUCCCGGUCCUCCUCGCUUUUUCACCAAGUUCCAUGUCAACGGACAACAUGUGGGUCUGAGUGAUCUGGUUGCCAGGAACGGUGCCGUUCAUGUCAUUGGAAAACUUUUGGUCCCUCGUCGCCACAAGGAUCGCGACGGUAAGCCGCACCCUGAUGCGCAUGAGGACAAGCAAUGGGAAGAUUGGGAAGAUUGGUUGCCCAAAUGGGCAAUGGAGGAAUAA
Molecule: messenger RNA, 1512 nt
Organism: Serpula lacrymans var. lacrymans S7.9
Lineage: Eukaryota; Fungi; Basidiomycota; Agaricomycetes; Boletales; Serpulaceae
Exons: 6
Coding region: 1-1512 (503 amino acids)
Biological process (GO): macroautophagy
Cellular component (GO): fungal-type vacuole membrane
Source: RefSeq, a predicted model, not a curated record